Molecule: messenger RNA, 1146 nt
Organism: Capronia epimyces CBS 606.96
Lineage: Eukaryota; Fungi; Ascomycota; Eurotiomycetes; Chaetothyriales; Herpotrichiellaceae
Exons: 1
Coding region: 1-1146 (381 amino acids)
Molecular function (GO): protein binding
Source: RefSeq, a predicted model, not a curated record
AUGUCACUUCUCGAUCUGCCCAACGAACUUAUCUCCCGCAUCAUCUCGUUUCUGGACUCGCCCAGCCCCUUUGACGAGACGGUUCUUCACAAACCCAUCUCAUGGCGGAACCUCAAACAGCCAUGGCAGGUUGACGACCCGGAUCACAUGCCCGACGGGACACCGUUCUGGCGCGACCCAUUGAAGCAGCUUUCUCUGACCUGCCACCUUGUCCGCUCGCUGACCAUGCCCCUGCUGUUCAAACACGCGGUGUUGCAUCCCCACCGUCUCACGGAAUUCCUCGCCUUCUUGAGGGAUCAAACCCUCACCCACCACGUAUCCAGCAUCGUGGCCGAUGUGCCAGGUAUAUACAACCAUCUCCACCCGGCAUGGUGGGCACGCUUGCUCAACGAGGUACCUGUGACUCGCUUCAGUAUUUUUGCUCCCCCAGAGGUCCUGGCCGAAAUGGCCGGUAUAAGCGCCGACAGCGCCGAUGCUUGGGCUUUCGACAUGGCCACUCAGAUUCUCAGGUUUGACCAAACCGCCGAAGAUGCGCGAGCCCAGAUCGACUACGACAACCUUCCGAAUUUCCUCGUUGCCCGGCCCUGGACGAACAUGACCUUCAAUGAAGGCUCCAGUCUGCUGGCAUAUACCACCUAUGAAUUCUUUCUGAGACGGACACCUUCACUGCUGACCGCCCUGCAAUCCAACCACUCGGCUGCCGGAGAGACGUUGUUUGCCAACUUGCUCAGCUUCGAAUUCAUCGCCAUCUUCCCCUUCUAUAACCACAUAGACGAAAUCCUGAAAUGUGUCCGUCGAAUGAAGAGACUGAAAAGGUUAUUCAUCAAACUGUGUCCUGAGCCCGACAGCACAGUCCUGCACGAUGAGAUUGAGCAGGCCGGGGGACAUCUGGACGUCAACGAUCCAUGGAAUGAAUGUGAGACGUCUUGGAUGCUGAUUGCUCACACCGUGGUGUUCCUGACCAUGGAGGGAGCACUGGAAGAGCUCCACAUGGACGACGUCAAAGUUGACGGGGUUAGAAGCACUUUGGAAAACAGCCUGGUCGCCCGGUUGCAAGAAUGGUGGGCGUACCAUGGGGACGGGUCCGGCGUGUGGCGUCGCAAGAGCCUGGGUCUGGUGGCCUCAGCCCCCGUAGCCGGUCAGUAA